Messenger RNA from Drosophila sulfurigaster albostrigata, 848 nucleotides. RefSeq names its product RING finger protein vilya (gene vilya). Bases 105 to 824 code for a protein of 239 amino acids. The record is from RefSeq and is a predicted model, not a curated record. NCBI's taxonomy places the organism in Eukaryota, Metazoa, Arthropoda, Insecta, Diptera, Drosophilidae. Gene Ontology annotation, cellular component: synaptonemal complex. The transcript has 3 exons. Gene Ontology annotation, molecular function: SUMO transferase activity. Gene Ontology annotation, biological process: homologous chromosome pairing at meiosis; protein sumoylation; reciprocal meiotic recombination.
CCUUAUAUCAAAAUUGUGAAUGGCACUUAAGAACCGUUAUGAAGAUGGCGGAUCUUGGAAAAAUACGUUUGUAAACUGAUGAAAUUGGAAACAUAAAUGUUAAUAUGGAUAAGGAUAAGGAAAAUAAACCAGUUGAUAUGCAUAGGGCAAUGCGCAUGUGGAUACACUGCAAUUGUUGUUUUGUGCACUUCGUGGAUCGCGAGAAUAUAUUAUUUUUAUUGGCUUGCAAUCAUUUCAUCUGUAAUAAAUGUGUAACCGCGAAAUUGGGACGCACUCCCGCAGAUGCUGCUACAUACACUUGCCCCAUCUGUAAAAGAUUGGUGCGAGCACGCGUGGUGAACAAUGCGUUGCCUAGAAAUAUCAAGGACUUAUUGCAUCCUUCACCAUGGAACGAUGGGCUGCAGCAUGAAGAAAUUGAUAAUUUUCAGAAAGCACAUCAAAAAAGUCUCGAACAGCAAAUAGCGAGAAAGGAAAGGGAAGUUAUUAAAUUGGAUAAGGAUUUGGAGUUGGCGCAGAAAAUCAUUCGUAAGCAUUACUUUGAUCACCAGCAGCUGCGUAUGGAACGCAAGCAGCUCGAGUUCCAGGUACAAAAAGUGCAACGUCAGGCUCAACUUCGCAAAGAAGAGGCAAAGCAGCGCAUAAUACGUCAAAGAACGACUUCGCCAAAUGAUAGGUUGGCGGCAUCCAGAAGAACAACAACAACAAUCAACAGUAUGCAGCAAAUAAAGCGAAAACGAUCAGAAUCUGUUGAGCCGCAAAAACAUCAAGAAUCAAACGGCAUUACCAGUUUUGUACAUUAUAAUAAUCAUUCAUUCGAAUUGUAAUUCUUUAUAAUACCAAUACUAUUG